This is a messenger RNA of Serpula lacrymans var. lacrymans S7.9, 1326 nucleotides long. RefSeq lists its product as uncharacterized. Lineage: Eukaryota; Fungi; Basidiomycota; Agaricomycetes; Boletales; Serpulaceae. The record is from RefSeq and is a predicted model, not a curated record. The transcript has 11 exons. Gene Ontology annotation, molecular function: oxidoreductase activity, acting on paired donors, with incorporation or reduction of molecular oxygen; monooxygenase activity; heme binding. The coding region runs from base 1 to 1326 and encodes 441 amino acids.
AUGGCGAACUAUCUAUCCUUGCCAUAUACCGUCACGGGAAGUUUGGUAGUUUUUUCUGCCUAUUACAUAUGGCGCUCCUACUCUUCUCGCCGAUACAAGCUUCCUCCAGGCCCACGACCAGACCCCAUCAUUGGAAACCUCCGUCAAUUUCCUAAAGGUAACCAGCCAGAGGUUUUCAGUGAGUGGGGCAAGGAGUUCGGGGAUGUCGUCUACGUACAGAUAUUUGGGCGGGGUGUAUUGGUGCUGAACUCUAUACGAGCAGUCAAUGACCUACUGGAGAAGAGGGGCUCGAUUUAUUCUGAUAGGCCACGACAGGUCGCUUUUGGCGAACUAUUUGCGGCGGGCACGAUAAUGCAAAUCACAUAUGGUCACGCCGUUGAAUCUAUAGAUGAUCAAUAUAUCAAGCUAGCAGACGACGUAUUGGAUGCAGCUCUCAAUUAUGGUUCUGCAGGAUCAGAGAUUGUGGACCUCAUUCCUGUUUUCACUUCAGUGAAAUAUUUGCCAGAGUGGAUGCCUGGCGCUGGUUUCAAACGACGAGCUGCUGUGGUCCGCAAACUCGUUCGUGCUAUGAUGCAAACACCCUUCGAGAUGGUCAAAAAGAAAAAGGUCGCUGUGACUUUGCAUACCUUCAUACUGGCCAUGGCUAUGCACCCAGACAUUUACAAGAAGGCCCAGGAUGAAAUCGAUCAAGUGACUGGUGCCUCUCGACUCCCGAACAUUGAGGAUAGGCCAGAACUUCCUUACCUAAACUGUAUCAUGAAGGAAGUACACCGGUGGAACCCUCCUGUCCAGCUUGCUUUGCCGCACAAACUCAUGACCAAGGAUGAUGAGUAUCGCGGGUAUUUCAUCCCUCAAGGUACUACAGUGAUCGCAAACGUCCGGGGAAUGUUGCAAGAUCCCGAAAUAUAUCCCGAGCCAGAAAAGUUCCGUCCAGAACGGUUCAUGGAGAUGACCGCAGAAGACGCUGAGCGCUAUGAUCCUCGGGGGCCUGUAUUCGGAUUUGGACGACGUGUAUGUCCAGGAAAAUUGUUUGCAGGCAUGCAAUUCUUCCUUGCAGCCUCGCGUAUCACCGCCACCUUUGAUAUAUUAGCCUUGCCGGACGAACACGGAAAAGGACCCUCUGCAGCCUUCAAUGGUACUAUUGUCAGUCAUCCACGGCCGUUCAAAUGCGACAUCAAGCCUCGUUCUGAGAACUGUCGUCAACUGAUUUUGGAAGAAGAUAGUCAAGCAGGUAUCUCAAAUCCGAGUCAGGUGUACGAGUUUAACAGGCAUAUAUGGUUCCUCUGGAAGAACACGAGGAACCAAACUAGAAUUGAGCUGUUUUAA